UGUUUAGUGGUUAAAGAUGGCUGAAGCUCCUCCAUGGCCCAGCCGGUUCUUCUGUCACAGAUGCUCCGCAGAGAUUAGUCCUCGGCUUCCCGAGUAUACAUGUCCGAGAUGUGACUCAGGGUUUAUUGAGGAGCUACUGGAGGAGAGAAGUGCCGACAAUGGCUCCAUGUCUACCAUCUCCAGCGGGCCCCAGAACCAGCAACCAUUUGAGAAUCCGGACCAGCACUUGUUUACAUUCCCGUCUGGCUACGGCCAGUUUUCCCUGGGCGUCUUUGACGACCGCUUCGACUUCGGGGCUGGUCUGGGAACAGAGGAUAACAGGGAUGCUGAAAAUAGGCGAGAAAGGGAAACGGCAUCACGGCAGCGAUACGGUGCCAGGCAACCGAGAAGUCGUCAUGGUUCGAGGCGACAAGCAGGGAGGCAUGAGGGAGUUCCUACUCUAGAGGGAAUCAUUCAGCAGCUAGUGAAUGGAAUAAUUGCACCCACUGCAAUGCCAAAUAUCGGUGUUGGACCCUGGGGCGUUCUUCACUCAAAUCCUAUGGAUUAUGCCUGGGGAGCUAACGGACUAGAUGCAAUUAUAACUCAGUUAUUAAACCAGUUUGAGAACACGGGACCUCCGCCUGCCGAUAGGGAUAAAAUAAAAACUCUUCCUACAGUACAAGUUACACACGAGCACGUUGCUUCAGGACUGGAAUGUCCAGUGUGUAAAGAAGAUUACAGUGUCGGAGAAAAUGUGAGGCAGCUGCCGUGCAAUCACAUGUUCCACAAUGAUUGCAUAGUCCCCUGGCUGGAGCAGCAUGACACUUGUCCAGUGUGCAGGAAAAGCUUGUGUGGACAGAACACGGCAACGAACCCUCCAGAACUAUCAGGGAUGAACUUUACCUCCUCCUCUUCCUCUUCCUCGGCCUCCUCAUCUUCCUCGACCCCUCAGUCCUCAAGUUCGGCCAGCAAUGAGAACUCCACUGACAACUCUUAGAGGGCCGUUUGUCCUCGUCGCCCUGCGAGCCGUUUGCAGCUCGUAGGGCUGCUGUUCUUUGGGGCGGUGACCUCCAGUCUCUCCCUGCUGUAGGGCAGAGACCCGAGUGCAUCUCGACCAGGAGCACUCAAGCCUGAUUCGGGGGGCAAGUGAUACGCGAGGUCCAUGUUUUUCUGCCCGUCCUGUUGCUCCCAUCUUCGUCAGGGAUCCGAACAAAGGAAGGGCGGAGGCCUGGAGUGCAGCUUCUGUCAGGGAGGGUGUCGAGAAGCAUGGAGACUUCCAGAGACUCGAUCUGCCUGAAUCACCUCACGGAGGAAGAGAGAACAAAAAGAAUCCAAAGGUAAAAGUCUCGGGACAACAAGACAGUCGCUGUUCUUUCUUUUUUUAUCUCCAGACUGUGUGAAAUAUGAAAUGACCCACUUUUGCUAAUGAAGCAAAAAGAACUGUACAUUUAUUCCUUUUUAUAAGUAGUAUUCAUAUCUCACAGAUAACAUGACCCAAAGUGCACUGUAGUGCACUGUUAAAAGCGUGCACUUAAGGUUCUUCUUCUUGGUAUAGAAUGAUACUACAUUUUGAUUCUUUUAUUGUUUAACUUACAGAUUACCUGACACCACACAGGUACAGAUGUUUGCACUUGAAAUGAUGCGGUAAACUGCAGUAAUUCUGUGCUGUUUGGAUAAUGAUGCGGAUAGCAUCACUAAAUUGCACACAUGGAUUUUAUUUUGUUAUCUGCAAGUCUGAAACACUCAGGCACUUGUAAGAGCUUUUUUGGGGAUUUUAACGUAAAGGUAAAUGACAUAUUUUCUGAAGUUGCUAGUUGACUAUUGAUUUGCAGUACGAUUGUGUCAAAAAAGUGAUCUGAAAAUAAAGCUUUUUUUGGGUGAGACCACUCAAAAUUCAUGUUAAAGUGUGUGUGUGUGUGUGUGUGUGUGUGUGUGUGUGUGUGUGUGUGUGUGUGUGUGUGUGUGUGUGUGAGAGAGAGAGAUACUCUUAAGCUCUAAUCGUGAGCAGCAGUAGUCAUAAAAUGUACUGAAAGACAUCUGUUUGCUGCACUCAGUGUGUGAUGCUGUGGUUAGACACUAGAUGGGAGUGCAGUAAAAAAAAAAAAGGACUUUUCCUAAAAUCUGGGAAUUGGUGCGGCAAAUCAGCUAAUAGCCACUUGUUUGUCCCAAUAUUUAAAUAGAAAUAGUAAACAUGUUUUGGGGCAAACAGGCAAAAUAUGAGCUGUGCUGUUUUGUGUUCCCCAUGCUGAAUUAUUUGUCCCUUUAGUGACGUCUUGCAGACUCUUAGAACAACCAGAGAACAAUAACAUCGAGUGAUUUCAAAGCAUAAUACGGUUUUCAGAUUUCAAAGUAAGCCCUUGGUCCAAAGGCACGUAUAUAGUAAACAGACUCUAUGAAGUCUUUCAGUGGGGUGUUUUCCUAUUAAAUGUUAUCAAAUAGCAAAUAAACUCAGCUUCCUCUCAUUGUGUAGCCAUGCAGACACAUUUGUGCCUCUCUUCUCUGGGGUUUAGGCUCAAAGGCCUUUAAUCUGAGGGGGUUGUUAUGAACAGAACAUUGGUCUCACUAUCAGUCAAGUGGACACACUUGACUUAUAGUUAUGAGUUUGACUUUACAAUGUGAAAUAGCUGAUUCAUAUUCUCAGUUUAUUGUUACCUUUGCCUUUUUAAAUAUGUACCUUGAGAUAUGGCAAUCUGUUUUAAUAUUGAGUUACUACAGAUUCAAAGUGUAGACCUACAAGUUUAAACCUGUGAAGGUGUAGGUAGCAUCCUUUUUCUUUUAGUGUUGCAACCUGAAUUUAAAAAGGAUUUAGAUGUCGUGAACCUACACAAAAUAACUUGUGACAGUGCACUUUCAGAAGCAUCGGCAUGACACAUCUGAGGAUUUUCUAUUUUUUAAACUUUUUAUUGGUGGAUUACAGUACAUACCGGUAUAACAUUUACAUACGUUUACAUACCACCAAAUUUUGUUUUACUUUGACAAUAGCAUCCCUACUCUACUAAAAACAACACAAGCAAAAAAACAAGGAUAAUUUCCUGUACAUUUACUCGGGCUUGUUCGAGUUGAUGUGAACUUGAUGUGAAUUUUAAGGACUGAAGUCUGACCACCGACGGACUUUCAAGUUGUCUUUAGACAAGCCUUUAUUGCAACGACCCGCACAAAAAGACAUCUAGCAUCACACAUUUUUUGCCAAUAUUUAAGUUGAGUUACAUGUAUUUGUGUCUUUUUACAAACUCCGGCUGUGGUCACUCUGAAACACAGCCUAGAUUUAUUUUACUGGUGUGCUCCUUGUAAUGUCCCAUCCAUACUGAUAAAAUGUAUUCUUGCAAAGAGAACUACCUGAUUUAAGACAGUCCUUAGUAUUUUAUUUUGUUAGAUGAAACCAAGACUCUAGAAUCUCGACUUUAGCACUUUAACAUUUAGUCGAGGAGAUGAAACCUCUUUGAAUAUUGCAGACAUUUCCUUCCAGUUUUUGCUCUCACUACACCAUCAACUGGGUGACUUUCCCUUCAGACACUUGUUGCAUGUUUGUCCUGUGAAUGUGCGACAUGAAAUGUGUUUAUUUCUAAAAGAAAAGAGCUACUUAACAGUGACUUCAUUAUUUUAUCACAUCAUUUUUUGAGACAUUAUCCAUCAAAAAUGUAACUUAAAAUCACCUUCACUAUUUUAUUUAUUUAUUGGUUCAUUUGA
This is a messenger RNA of Anarrhichthys ocellatus (wolf-eel), 3666 nucleotides long. RefSeq names its product E3 ubiquitin-protein ligase RNF126. Gene Ontology annotation, molecular function: ubiquitin protein ligase activity. Gene Ontology annotation, cellular component: cytoplasm. Lineage: Eukaryota; Metazoa; Chordata; Actinopteri; Perciformes; Anarhichadidae. Gene Ontology annotation, biological process: protein ubiquitination. The transcript is spliced from 9 exons. Bases 17 to 976 code for a protein of 319 amino acids. The record is from RefSeq and is a predicted model, not a curated record.